Seriola aureovittata is the source of this 6255-nucleotide messenger RNA. RefSeq names its product helicase SRCAP. NCBI's taxonomy places the organism in Eukaryota, Metazoa, Chordata, Actinopteri, Carangiformes, Carangidae. The transcript is spliced from 3 exons. The record is from RefSeq and is a predicted model, not a curated record. Gene Ontology annotation, biological process: regulation of transcription by RNA polymerase II. Gene Ontology annotation, molecular function: RNA polymerase II cis-regulatory region sequence-specific DNA binding; DNA-binding transcription factor activity, RNA polymerase II-specific. The coding region runs from base 379 to 2241 and encodes 620 amino acids.
CCAACGGCUGUCGAGGAGGCGUCAUAGAGAGUCGUGAUUGGCUGACAGCUGUUGACGAGGCGGGAUCAUUUCAGCUGAGACUGUCAAGAUUGGCAAAGAGCUGGCGCUGCUGCGUGCAGGUAAAAGGAACAAGCGACACAAAACAGAAAACAUUUAUCCUGGUAGAAAGCGAGGAGUGCGAUGGAAACGGACUGUCCGGUGAAGCCUUUUCGUGCGGCGAAAUCCCAAAAGCGAGGUAUUUAAGACGGUGAAAAAGCGCAACACCUUCGGCGUCUUGCAAGAAAGUGCCGUUGUGUCAACCAUCGUUUGGCUCCCGGGCACGCUUUGUACAGAGCAACUUGGACAGCUGCGUGUUUUCAAGCAAGCCAUCAACAAAGAAUGAAAGCAUUCAAACGAGCUCUGGAAGAAGAGCAUCGGCCGGAGCAGGAGCACUCCUCGGCUGUGUCGGACAGUGAUGACGGCUCUCCACUUGACCUGUCAGGAAGAGGGCUAUUUGGGAAGCGCCGUCGCCGCGGCAACCUGCCCAAGGAGGCGGUGCAGAUUCUGCGGAGCUGGCUGUACGAGCACCGCUUCAACGCCUACCCGUCAGAGCAGGAGAAACUCAGUCUGUCAGGGCAGACCAACCUCUCUGUGCUGCAGAUAUGUAACUGGUUCAUCAAUGCACGUCGCCGCCUCCUCCCCGACCUGCUUCGCAAGGAUGGGAAAGACCCCACCAAGUUCACCAUCUCCCGCAAGGUUGGUGGUAAAGGUGAAGGCCACUCAUCUAAUGGAGGUGGAACCAGCUCUCCAGAAAGAAAUUCUUCCUCCGGUUCAUCUCAACAGCGCCCAUCUGUCAUCCGCUCUGCCCCCACGUUGGACCUCAGUCUUCUUGGGAACACGGCGACAGCUAUUCUGACAGGAGCAGGCUACCCAGAUAAAGAGGGAUCGGUCCAGGCGCUGAUGAGGCUGGAUACACAAAGUUUGCUGAGGGAAGCAGAGGAGCAAGGGGCUAAUACAGCUUGUCUCACCAGCACAACAAUGGCAGCUAGUCCCACCAGUGGCCUCUUCAACACGCCUCCCCCGACUCCUCCUGAGCUGUUCCCCACCCAGGACUUCAGCGAUCUGAGGCUCCUAGUCGAUGCAGCUCUGCAGAGGGCAGCAGAGCAAGAGAACCUGAAGAGACUUCAGGAGAGCCAGAAAAAACCAGCAGAGGCUUUAAAGACUGAACGAGUGGAGGCAGAGUGCAGUGCUCACAGCAGCGACAUGGGCCCCACACCGCCUCCAGAAGACAGCCAACAAGUCAUGGAUGCCUCCAGGGUGCAGAGUCUGAUGGAGAAGGCUAUGGCAGUUCCAGUGUCAGCUGUAAGUUCAGCGAAGGCUCCAGUGCCUCAGUCCUCAGCAGCUUCUGUACUAGUUCCAGCUCCCGUCUUGGUCUCAGCCCCGAGGCUAUCUCCUCUCCCGAUGAAUAAAGUCAUCUGGAGCCCCCUGGAGAAGGACACAGUCAGAGCCUCCAGCCCGAACCAGCCUCAGCUCAUCCCAGCCCAUCUGCCAACCUUAGUGCCACUGUCGGCUUCAGUCUUUGGACAGCCGUCUUCUCAGAAACCAGCUGCUGCUUCAGCCGUCACCUCAGCUUCAUCAUCGGCUCAAGUCUCAAGCGCAGCUCCAGCUCCACUGCCCACUUUAUGUCCAAUAAAUGCAACAAUGCCAGCAACAGGUCCAGUCUCAGUGCCAUCACCAGUCCUUGUUCCAGCUACAACCUCCACCUCUGUCGCUGCUUCAAGCCAGGCUUCAUCCCCAACUGUAGCGCUUGUUCCAGCUGCUCCUUCUUCAACCAUCACCUCUAUCACAUCCCCGAUAGGAGUCCCACUUUACCUGCCAUUCCACAAAACCCCUUUAAUCCCUGUCACGGUUCCAUGUCCUUCGCCUGUUUCAACGUCAGCAUUGUCUCCAGCCCCAGCCCAAGUGUCUGCCUCUGCUCAAGCUUCGGUCCCUGUCCCGGCUUCAGCCCCAACGCCCUCGUCUACUCCAACGAUCACACCUCUCGCAGGCCUCGCCUCCCACCUCGCUCCUCCUCAGCCCUCUUCCACAAGCAGCACCAGCAGCAUUAGUACCCAGAGGAAUUCAGCAGUGGUGCCCAGUGUUUGGAGCAUGGUCCAUGCUGACACCAGGCAACCCAGUUCUCUUCAAGUGGUCAAGACCCCCAUCACCACAGUGUGGGGUCCACAGCACAGCCUGCACACAGUGAGUGAAACUGUUAACUAGGAGCUGGAACUUUUUUAAUAUAUAUAGCUGGGGAGGGGAGAGGCCAGACAUUCCUUUAGGCUGGAAGACACUGUAUAUAGGAGAAUGUAUCUUCAUCACCAGUCCUUUUUGACACUAAAGCCUGUGCCUGCAGAAUACAUGGCAAUGGAUUAGAUGUACGAACUGGGACAAAGUGAAGUAACAUGCUUUUCGAGCAACUUUUACUGUUUAAUAUGCUGUUCUUGAUGGACGCUGUUGCUUGUGAGAACACUGUGGCGCCAUUUCUCGAAGAGAGCACUCUUCAGUGCAGAGUAAAUGUAUUGUGCAAAGUUUUUGAUGCCAUUUAUCACCCCUUUCCACGUCACAAUUUAUGAAUGAGGAGGAAAAUAUCCCAUAAUUGUACAAAAUUUCAGUUGGUGUAACCAGCAGAGUUAGCCUCUUCAGUAGCAGUUCUGGACUUUGUUGAAUGUACAAAAGGCACUGACAUCAAUAGCUAGGCUGCCUGUCAUCCAUUCCCCUUAGUGUUAUCCAGACAGUGUUUUUUCUAUGUACAGCAACAACGUCAUAGUCUCCUAUAGUUGUGCAAUUCAGAUGGUAUUUUAAAAAGAUUUUGUCUGUUCUUUAUUCCACUACAUCUUCCCGUUUUUCUUCUUCUUUUUUUUUUUUUCUUGUGUGGUCGCUAAGAGCAGAGGGGAAAUUGAUUGUACCGCAGCGAGCCUGACUGACUCACCUUGAUGUGUCUGUCUCCAUCGCUCUCCCCCCGUCUCCCUAUCUUCCUGUCUUUUUAUAGCUGUGGGGAUUCACUGGCCCUCAUGAAUUGUCAUCUCAACCUCUCAGCUCAUGCGCUCAAGCACCACAUCUUUCUUUGUCUUUUCCGAUCUCAAACAAAGGAUCAGUAUUUUCUAUGUAUUUGUCUAAAGCAUUAUAUCUGUUACUUGUGUUUGACCUUGCUCAGUUGUGUACAAUUUGCAGGGAUUGUUGUUGGGGGAGCUGUGAGUAUAGGAUGAAGGGGAGAGGGUCACACUGUAUCUGUUGCAGAAAUCAAUUUCAGUGGGGAGGUUAGCUGAUGACAUCACACUUGUACAGCUCCUGAAAUGAAACGUUACACUUGCUGUGAGACACUGCACCUUCAUCCUUUCUGUGCAAAACACUUUAAAUGUUGGAUCCUUUUAUUUGGAGGAUGGAUAAACGAUAUCAAUUUCCCUUUUGAUUUGGGGCCAUAUGAUUGGGUCAAUGCAUUUCAAACCUGAAUGUCUUAGUAGUAGUGGAGCAGAAGUACUGAAGUAGCUGAUAUGAUUUGCUUCUUUUUCCAGGAAGGUACAACAGCAUAAAAAUGUCGUUUGUCACCAGUGCUUUCCACCUGUGUUUAGAAAUGGGUUCUGUAGACUUUGUUAAUCAUUCAUAAAGCUGUAGUUUCUAUGAAACAGUCUUAGCAUAAACCACAAUAUAUGGCUGGACGCCAACUGGACAUCUUUUAACGGUAGCAUUUAGUGGAAAAGUUGGGUUCCCAUGUGAAUAAUACUGUAGCAGAAUGAUCAUGUUUACCAGUGUCACUGAGCCUUUGCUUGGUUCAAACUGUUACAUUUUGCAUGUUCAAGGACCUAACUAUUAAUGUGAGGUCAAAACACUGCUGCGCACUGACCCCAACAUCCCCAGUAACUCUCCAUUUUCUUCUUCAUGGCAGAUAUGGAAGCUCUAACUCUUCUGUUUUGCGUCUUUUCACUGCCAAUUAGUUUCUGUACAUGUCAGUGGAGUUUUGGGUUGUUUUUUUUGUUACAGGUACUCACUAGACUGAUGUGCAUUUAUACCUCAAUUUCCACAGGUCACAUCAGGUUUGGGUCAUAUGAGUAAUAUGUUAUUAAUACUUAGUAAUGAUAUUAAGUAUUAAAGUAAUAUUUGUGUCAUUCAUACUACAUCAUGCCACUGUGACAACACCUAAUCAGUUGCGAUACUGGAAAUGGCUGGCUAAAGAUUAGGCAGGCAGGUUUUAUAUAGUACGGUUUAUAUUGGGUUUUAGAUGCAAAGUGAUGCUCCAAUGAGAGGCGACAAUGUAUUGAUGCAUGUAAAUAUUUUCAAGGUCAUGUUUUCUUUUUCCUUUUUUUUUUUUUUUUUUUUUUUUUUUUUUUUUUUUUGUGUAUGUAUUGGCAUGAACUUUAUCUUGAACUGUAUAGUUUCUUUACGGCCAAAUGCAUUCAAAGCUGUUUUUUCAAGUUCAUAUUGUGAAUCAUGACUGACCGUUGGCAGUAUGACUGGCUGCUGUGCCUUAAACCUACGACUGAGGGAUGAUGUCCCUUUUUUAUAUAAAAACUUCUCAAUAGUCGUGCAAUAUAUGCCUUAAACUUUAAAUGUGUGUUUUGUAUAAGCAUUUCAAAGAAUAAAAGUUCGGUUUUUCAUAAAUGCUCUUUCUCCUCAGUCUUUUGUUGCAUAUAGAAGCUAAAGAAUAAUCAAACUGCACUAUCAAUGGAUGUUAAUGGCCUUGAAAACACAUUUAAUUCUUACAAUUAAGGCUUGUUUUUCAGGGUCUUGGUGUUAUGCACACUGGCUCACUGUCAUGGCAUACUGAGAUGCUUUUAAUAAAGCAGUUAUUGUUAAUGUUUUUAGUAACACCUGUACUUUUCUCCCAUGACCAGGGAUUCUUCAGUAUUUGAAGCUGAUGACAGUCGCUGGGUCGUUCAGCCACUCAGUCAAAUCUAAUCAAAACACAACCAGUUUUCUGUUGAGUUUUGAGUGCUAAACUUGAAAUCAGCAUUGUUUUUGUUUUGCCAAACCUUAAAAUUAUUGUUAAGUUGUGAAUAUGUAAUGUUAAAGAAAAAUGGAUUUGAAACAAGGUUUUGUAGGGGUUUUAAAUUUACUAUAAAUUAUCGAUUAUUCUCAUAGUGAAAUGCAACUGAUGUUUCUUUGAAAAGAUCCAUAUAAAAGUUAGUUUUGUGCACACAUUACUGUGAAACAACGUUUUUAUUAUUCAAAUUAAUAAAAACACAUGUUUAUCUUGCAACCAGACCUAAGGUUCAGUUCAUGUCAAUGAAAUAUGAAAAUAAACUUGCUGUGAAUAUUUAAUCUAUUUAAUUAUCAUUGUGAGGAGAUUUAGCUGAAAGGAAAUAUUUUAGAAAAAUUAGUGUGUGCAUUUAAGCUCUGGUAUUCAGAUGUUAGGCAGUAAUGUGAAGUACAUGAUGAAUUAUGAAUUAAACAACCUAUGCUUUGUUUGACAGACAGGAUAUUUCAUAGGUCUGGCACAGACAUGAUACAGUGACUUAAAAUCAGCCCAAACACACAUCCGCGCUUUUAGCGGUCAACGGCAUGAAUAAACUUACUUUAUUUGCCUGAGCAAUUUCAAGACUGAUUUCCUUCAACAACACAGACAUACCUGAUCCUUCAACAAACACACACAACCAGCUGAUGGGAGGAAGACACGAGUUUAGACUAAAAGCUCUAGUAACCAUUUCAUCAAGAAGCACUCCCCACUUUUGAUUGUCAAAAAGUAAUAAACACAAACAUAAUGACCAAUUUCUUUAUCCAUUUUCCAACAUACAGGGACACAAAUGACAGAGAAGGAGACUUGUUGCAGUGCUUGUGCAGGUGUGGUAGCUAAUUGGCAGGAAGAGGUAAACAUGGCUGGUACUGUAUGUAGCACUGAAUCUGGCAGUCCAAACACACCCCGCACACACAUAUUGGUGUUAAAUGCAUCUCAACAGUCCAACCAGGUUCCCUACAGCGAUCAGAACAACUGCAGUCACAGAGGAUGAAGCUGCAGAGGACUUGUAGCCAUGAGAUGCAGAUACUGUGAUACACCUCUCUUCAUCCAUAUAAACCUUCAAUGAUGAUAAAAAAAACUGACAGAGUAGUGUAUUGCAGAAUAUUUGAAUCCCAAAUUUCUACCUUUGAUAUACACGUAGAUCUAAAUAAACACAAUUUACUUUCCAUUUAUAAAAGACAUUGCUAUACAGUAUUCCUAAAUGCAUUCCUAUUCAAUUUCUCUCAAACCUACGAACUCCACAAAGGUAGGAACUAGGGAUUGUUUUGUGGUGGAUUAUGUGU